This is a messenger RNA of Melanotaenia boesemani (Boeseman's rainbowfish), 2591 nucleotides long. RefSeq names its product SPARC-related modular calcium-binding protein 1-like. Gene Ontology annotation, biological process: extracellular matrix organization. Bases 312 to 1679 code for a protein of 455 amino acids. The record is from RefSeq and is a predicted model, not a curated record. Gene Ontology annotation, cellular component: basement membrane. NCBI's taxonomy places the organism in Eukaryota, Metazoa, Chordata, Actinopteri, Atheriniformes, Melanotaeniidae. The transcript has 12 exons. Gene Ontology annotation, molecular function: protein binding; extracellular matrix binding; heparin binding.
UUCUUUUGGGGGGAUUAAUCUGCUUUAGCAGCGCUUAUGUUUUGGUGUUCGGCACGCGGAGAGCGGAAAUGGGCUGUACUACAUGUUGAGAACUAGAGGGUCUGAACUGCGCGUGCAGCAGCACACUGGAGCAGUUGGCGACCACCACGUAGAUGCCAUCCGCAGCAGCAGCAGCCCCGUGCUUGUGACGUGCCUCCGUGUUUGCUUACAUCCUAGACGCACUGGCUGCCGCAGCUCCGCGCGCUAAGACCUCGGAAUAUCAGGCAGCCUGCGGCGCGCAGCCGCUCCACGUCUACUCCGCAGUGGCAGGGAUGAUGCUCGCGCUCACAUUCACCUGCCGCGCGCUGCUCGUCUUCCUGCUUUCGGAGUCGGUUCAGAGCGACAGAAAAGCGCCUUUUCUGAUCACAGAGAACAUGUGGCCUCGUGGUUGUGUCCUGAGCUGCCAGAGGGGGCGCCACGGAGCCGUGUGUGGCAGCAACGGCAGACUGUAUAAAUCGCUGUGUGCGUUUCAGAGAGCUCAGUGCAUCAACACACAGCUCCGCAUAGCUCCACGGGCUCACUGCUCAGAUCCAGCGCAGACCAAAUGCCAGCUGGCCAGAGCUCAGGGCUUGGAGGCCAGGGCCCGCAGUGGCAGGGGUAGCCUCAUGGGUCCUGCAGCCCCCAUUUUUGUUCCAGAGUGCAGUCCUGAAGGGCACUUCCUGCCAAUGCAGUGCCACAGCCAAGCCGGAUACUGCUGGUGCUCCACGCCUGACGGCAAGCCUGUCAGCGGUACCACGGUCUUCCAGGGGACGCCCGACUGUACUGAUCACAUCCCCAAGUUGACUCAGGCCACAGAUGCAGAUUCAACUCUGAUCAAAGGUGAACCUGGACCCACAUCAGACCCCAGAAAACCUGCAGAGCUGACAGCUCCUCCUUUCUGGGUGACCAUCCUGAUGAACUCUGAGCCCAAAAGAAACUGCUCAGCCCGACAAUCCACCGCAUUUACAGACAGUCCUCUGACAUGUGAGCGUGAGCGAGCAUUGUUGCUCUCUCAGGUUCGCUUAGCCCGACAGGAGGAGCGUUUUAUCCCAGAAUGCAGUGCAGAUGGUCGUUACAACCCCGUCCAGUGUCACACAGCCACAGGUUACUGCUGGUGUGUCAGAGUGGACAGCGGCCGGCCGUUUCCUGGCACCUCCGCACGAAAUCGUAUCCCAGAUUGCACUGGGGCAGACACACUAAUGGACAGGAGGCACUGGGAGAAACCUCUACCUGGAUGUCCUGGACCUCAGAAGAAAGAGUUCCUACAGAGUCUGAUCAGGGCUCUGCAGUUGGAAGCAGAGCAUUCUGGGACUCUUUACAAUUCCUCCAAAUUAUCUCCUUCCAACUCAUCCUUGCAAUCUUCAAACCCUCCAUCCUCUACCACAUCAUCCUCUUCCUCACCUCUGGAUGUUGUUCCCUCCAUUGUUCCACCGGAAACUAAACAGUCUUCCAGGUCAGAGGAGGUACUACGAUGGCACUUCAUCCAGCUGGAUUUGGACUCCAGCGGGAUGCUUAGUGAGCGCGAAGCCCGGCCCCUCCGUCAGUUCCUGCGUCGGAGGCUAAAACCACGACGGUGUGCCAAGAAGUUUUCCCAGUACUGCGAUCGAAACGGAGACCGAGGCCUGACGUUAGAGGAGCUGAGGCUCUGCCUCGGCCUCUGAGGGUCAAACCAGCAGAACAAGACAAGUCACCAUGUUUCCUCUUGUGUCCAAAGUUUUCUUUAUUCAUCACUGGCCAGCGGACGCAAUGGAAAUGCCACCUAUUGCCACUCUCAUUUAGACUGGCUUCCCUGCUCUUCAGCAUCUGUAAUUUUACCUCCUGCUCAGUUUUCUGAUCUUCCAGCAGGGCAGCAUCUCUGAAAUUCUCUGUAUAUGUAUUAAUCUUCCAUGAUCAAUGUUUGAUGAUCUUCCACUGAAGAUUCUUUCUUAGUCUAUAAUUCAAACCUUGAAUAAAUCCUUCCAUGAUGCAUUAUGUCUUUCCUCCUUCUUUUCUUUAAUUUUUCCUCAAUUUGGUUAGUUGCUUGUUUACUUUCCUGUCUUCUUGACUUCUUGGUAUAGACUUACACAUAUAUUACACAUAGGCAAUGUUUUAAUACAAAGUAAUCUGAUAUUUGAAUUAUUUUUAUUUCUUGAUUAUUUUUUACAUGUUUCAUAUUCUAAGAUUUAAUCUAAAUCAUUUCCAGAUUUUUAUGAUUUCUUGAUGUUUGUAUAAUUUGAAUAAAAACAUAUUGGUAUGACCUUGUUAUUAAUUUCAACAGGGAUGCUGUGAACAUUGUUUAUCUCUUCAGUAAUGACAGGAUAUAAAUGGAGUCGCCUCUACGUCUGUUUGGCCUUGUUUGACUGUUGUUGGUUGCCACAGUAACAGCUGCCCUAAUUGCUGUUUGGCAUUAAACAAAUCAACAGAUUAGCAGGAAAACGUAGGAGAGGAGCAGGUUUCAUAAUAGCUGUGUAGACCUAAUUUCCUAAGACAUGUUAGCUCCUGCUGAGGUCAUCACUGUGGCUCACUGUGAUUGGAUGGGACACUAACAAAGCACAUAUGCUUGAAUGGGAGAAGCCUUCAGUGAUUUCUCUUCU